UUAUUAUAUCACGUUUAUUGCUGAAUUUCAAAUUUUUUGGCGAGCCGAUUCUUGAGCGCAAGAAAAUUCUUCAACUUUAUCAUUUAAUUUUUCAUAUCUUUGGAUGCAAAUUAACUGUAAAAUGGCACUUACACCAAAAGUACACCAAACCGUAGAUGAGUUAGUCGCUGGUAUCAAAAUCAUUUAUGAAUCGGAGGAUGUAAAUGUGGACUUGUAUAUGUCAUUGCAGAACAAAGUGUAUACCAUGUUCAAGGAAAACAUUACUUGGGAGGUAGAUGAUGUCAAUGCCAGCAGUAAAUUCGCUGCGUUUUGUCGUGAAAUUUUUUUAGCAGUCAUCACAUUUUUACAUAAUUAUGUACGUGAUAUAUAUGAUAUCAACUACGUUAUUAAGACUGAUGAAGAGUACCUUGUACAAUAUACUAAGGAAGCGAACAAAUACAAACAAAGUAGUAAGGUACUGGGAGCUAUUUGCACCCCUGUGCAUUUCUAUUGGAUAAACAAUGUCGAAAAGCUGGUUAAAAAGAAACCAUUGGAUUUUUAUAAAUCAGCAAUGGAAAUUUGGGAACUCCGCAUUUUAAAAAGUUCUCUUCCCAUUCUUAAUAGAUCGGUUUUCAAUUUAUUGGCAAUGGACCGUUCUGGUAACAAAAUAGAUAAAAGCUUUUUACGAAACGCAAUUCUUAAUUUUACUGAACAAAGUAUGGGAGAGAAAAAUCCAUUGAACUUACCUUGUACAAACCGGUAUGAGAAACAAUUCAUUAAUGAUUUGUUAGACAAAACAAUGGAUUUCUAUACAAAAGACUCCGAUGAAAACUAUGAGAAGCUUGGUUUGCUGGAGUAUACAAAGUAUGUUGCAAAUCGCAUCAAAGAGGAAAUUACUCGUAUGCUCGAACUAAAAUUACCAACAACUUGGAACAUUAUUGAGUCAAUUAAUGAAGUCUGUGAAAACGCAUUAAUUGAAAGUAAAAUUGCGCUUAUUUCGAAAACAUUUAUAGAGUUGCUACAAAGUGGUAAUGCUGAACAUGCUACAGAGAUAUAUAAGUUUCUGAAGAAGUUCAGUUUCCAUUUAGAUGCAGUUAAUAUCUGGAAGCAACACAUUAUAUCCGAAGGCUAUAGUGCUAUAAUAAAUUGCAAUUUUGAGAAGAAACCUGUACCUAAUUAUGCAGAUGCCAUCGCUGAAGUUGUGAAGAAGUAUAAGAAUUUGGUUACAAAACAUUUUCCUACAAAUCGAAGGUUGCUACUUGCUAUUACCAUUGCUAGUAAGAAAUUCUUUAGUCCAAACAUUUUCAAGAUAACAGAAUGUGAAAAUCCAGAAUUGAUUUCUUUUAACGAAUACCGCAAAUGCUUGGUAGAGAUACACAAGUUAAAUGAUCCAUUAAAAACUGAAAACCAAGUUGAAACUAAGUAUUGAAUUUACUACUUUAUUUUAUAAUUUG
This is a messenger RNA of Teleopsis dalmanni, 1433 nucleotides long. RefSeq names its product cullin homolog 1-like. Gene Ontology annotation, molecular function: ubiquitin protein ligase binding. The transcript is spliced from 3 exons. The coding region runs from base 104 to 1408 and encodes 434 amino acids. Gene Ontology annotation, cellular component: cullin-RING ubiquitin ligase complex. NCBI's taxonomy places the organism in Eukaryota, Metazoa, Arthropoda, Insecta, Diptera, Diopsidae. The record is from RefSeq and is a predicted model, not a curated record. Gene Ontology annotation, biological process: ubiquitin-dependent protein catabolic process; protein ubiquitination.